This is a messenger RNA of Hibiscus syriacus, 1884 nucleotides long. RefSeq names its product probable protein phosphatase 2C 52. Lineage: Eukaryota; Viridiplantae; Streptophyta; Magnoliopsida; Malvales; Malvaceae. Bases 421 to 1755 code for a protein of 444 amino acids. The transcript is spliced from 6 exons. The record is from RefSeq and is a predicted model, not a curated record. Gene Ontology annotation, molecular function: protein serine/threonine phosphatase activity. Gene Ontology annotation, biological process: protein dephosphorylation.
UGCAAUUAAUGAAUGCACCACGGUCCACGCUUACAACUUGUAAUUAUUAUCACCUCUCUUCUCUCAGUCUCACCAGUCUGCUGCUCUGCUUCUUCCAAAGAAGGUCAAAAUUUUCAAACAACAAAGCCAUUUUGGAACAAUGGGGUGAAUAAAUCAAUUAAAUAAUGGCUUCUUGUUUUGAUCAGAUGGUUUUGUUUUCUCUAUGUGGAAUCCUCAAUAUGUUUGACCAAGUUUUAAAGAUAUACAUUGAGGUGUAAAGUGGCCUGUGGUGUGAUUGGUGGGAAUCUUUGGCGUGAUCGUCUCUGUCUUAGUUGACCGUUCCGACGACUACAUAUAGUUUGACGUGAGAUCACUUCUGGAUCAGGGAGGAUCAUCGUGCUUUUUAACUUGACCGGAUGUUUUCUUUGUGUAGCUGGUGAAAUGGGGUGUUGUGUUUCCACUAGUAGUCGGAGUACUUGCAGUUCCGGAAGCCAUGGAGAGGCACAAAUUGGAUUUGUUGGGACGAAGAGGACGAGUAGAACGAUAUCGGAUAAUGUCAUUACACUGCAGAAUUUACCGUCAGUUCCCAACAGGAUUUACGCCAAUGGAAAGAGCCGAACUUCUUGCAUAUUCACUCAGCAAGGUCGAAAGGGAAUAAACCAGGAUGCCAUGAUUGUGUGGGAAGAUUUCAUGUCUGAUGAUGUGACCUUUUGUGGUGUAUUUGAUGGUCAUGGUCCACAAGGUCAUCUCGUUGCUCACAAAGUGCGGGAUGCCCUGCCCCUUAAGUUGCUGUCCUCCAUGCAUUCAUAUCAGUCGGGGCAACACGAAUCCAGAGGAUCAUGUUUCAAGGGGAACUCGAACGGUAAAGAUUCCGACGAGGAUAUCUUUGCCGAGGACAGAUUAAAGUUUUUGUGGAGGGAAGCAUUCAUGAAGUCAUACAAGGCCAUGGAUAAAGAGUUGAGGUCCCAUCCUAAUUUGGACUGCUUCUGUAGUGGUAGCACUGCCGUCACUAUAGUCAAACAGGGCCCCAGCCUGUUCAUGGGAUAUAUCGGAGAUUCUCGAGCAAUCAUGGGAUCGAAGAACAACAAUGGUUCGAUGGUCUCAAUCCAAUUGACUGUCGAUCUGAAGCCUGAUUUACCAAGGGAAGCCGAAAGGAUUAAAAAAUGCAAAGGUCGGGUCUUUGCAAUGCAAGAUGAACCUGAAGUACAUAGAGUGUGGCUACCAUUUGAUGAUGCACCAGGGCUAGCAAUGGCUCGAGCUUUCGGGGAUUUUUGUUUGAAGGAAUAUGGCGUUAUCUCUAUACCUGAAUUUUCUCACCGGCUCCUCACCGAUAGCGAUCAAUUCAUCGUUCUUGCUUCAGAUGGGGUUUGGGAUGUAUUGAGCAACGAAGAGGUGGUCGAGAUUGUAUCCUCGGCUCCAACCCGGUCGUCAGCAGCCAGGGCUUUGGUCGACUCAGCUGCACGCCAAUGGACACUAAAGUAUCCUACUUCAAAAAUGGAUGAUUGUACUGCUGUUUGCUUAUUUUUGGAUGGGAAAAUGGAUUCGGAAUCUGAUAACAAGGAACAAGGGUUUUCUUCUGCAACUCUUCAAAGUAAUCAUUCCGGUAAUGCAUUUGAAUCCGAUGAUGGUUAUGGGAAACUGGUGCCAGCAGAGUUUGAAGGAAAUGUAGGUGCGGUUUCGACAGAAGAUCAAAAGUGGUCAGGUUUGGAAGGCGUGACCCGAGUGAACUCACUUGUCCAGCUUCCCAGAUUCUCCGAGGAAAGAUCAAACCUUUGAAUUUCGCAUCAACGAAACUGGGCUGAUUUUGCUGUAUUAUCCAAGGAAAAGAAUAUCCUUGUGAAUUGGUGGCCAAUAUGUUCAUGUUGUGCUGUACCUUUCUGGUAAAUUAAUCAAACUUCUCAAAAU